AAGUGAUUUACCAUCAUCAUUUGUUUAUAAAUAAUUGUUUCUGUUAAUUUCUGUAGUUCGAUUCAGUUUGUAAUUCCACGACCGUAUACUUGGCAGAUAAGAAUUAAUUAUGCAUUCUAAUUAUGCUUAUUCGUUUGGGGAUGAUGUGGGGAUAUUUAGGAAAGGAGUUUCAAGAUUUGGAGAAAAUUAUUUGACUCAGAAGACAUCCCCGAAUGUGACCACAAAUUUCCGUGCCCAUCUGUUCCAACCGCUCCACCGUCGCCCCUACGUUCCCCUACUGACGCAAUUUUCCCUAGAACGUGUCCAAAACGGAAUGUGUCCAUCUGUGAUUGUACAAACGACCCCCUCCCCACGACAUUUUUUUUCUUGGAAUAAGUCGACCAGAAUUUCGUAGAAUGCACAUGCGAAUUCUGAUAAGUUUAGCUCUCGGUGGUUGAAUAAUUAUUGUUUGGGUUAUGUUAAUAGUUUGAGAGGAUCUAUCCUUUUUUCUGUGUCUGUAUUAUCUCAUUAUAUAAGUUAGGUGUGAUUGCAGAUACGUAUUUUCAGGUGUUGGUUUAUUGAGGGGAGAUAUGGCUGAUGAUAAAAUACAAUUCGAUUGGGGCAAUGAGAAACUUCAAAGGGCCCAGAAGACCGUGGACGAGUCGCCCUACGACUUGGAAGCAUGGAGCAUUCUCAUCAGAGAAGCCCAGAACAGACCAAUUCCAGAAGUGAGGCCAGUAUUCGAGAAACUCGUCACGGUUUUUCCAUCAGCCGGGAGAUAUUGGAAGAUUUACAUUGAGCAAGAGAUGAAAAUGCGCAACUUUGAAAAAGUGGAGAAGCUUUUCCAAAGGUGCCUCAUGAAAAUCUUGAAUAUUGAAUUGUGGAAAUUGUAUCUGUCGUACGUUAAAGAAACUAAAUCCAGCUUGGCGACGUACAAGGAGAAAAUGGCACAGGCGUAUGAUUUUGCACUCGACAAAAUUGGAAUGGAUAUUCAUUCGUACAGUAUUUGGAAUGAUUAUGUGUCUUUUUUGAAGAGUGUGGAGGCUGUUGGGUCUUAUGCGGAGAAUCAGAAAAUUAGUGCUGUACGAAAGGUAUAUCAACGUGGUGUUAUCAACCCAAUGAUAAACAUGGAGCAACUGUGGAAGGACUACAUGGCAUUCGAGCAAAAUAUCAAUCCCAUAAUCGCUGAGAAAAUGGCAAUCGAGAGGUCUCGCGACUACAUGAAUGCUAGACGUGUUGCUAAAGAGUUGGAGGCAGUUACAAGAGGCCUGAACAGAAGUGCACCCAGUGUUCCGCCCACUGGUCAUCCUGAAGAAGUUAAACAAGUGGAACUCUGGAAAAAAUAUAUCGCCUGGGAGCGCAGCAAUCCCCUUCGCACCGAAGACACGUCCCUAGUUGCAAAAAGAGUCAUGUUCGCGAUAGAACAGUGUCUUCUGUGCCUCGGCCAUCACCCGGCUGUUUGGCACCAGGCAGCCCACUUCCUCGAGCUCUCCUCGAAAAUUCUCACCGAGAAGGGGGACGUGAAUGCAGCGAAAAAUUUGAGUGACGAGGCGGCGACUAUGUUCGAACGUGCUACGAGCACUUUAUUAGCGAAGAAUAUGCUUCUCUAUUUUGCACACGCAGACUUCGAGGAGGGACGAGUGAAGUACGAGAAAGUCCAUCAGAUCUAUCAGAAGUUCCUUGACAUAACGGACAUUGAUCCCACAUUGGCAUACGUUCAGUACAUGAAAUUCGCGAGAAGAGCAGAGGGAAUAAAAUCAGCCAGAACAGUCUUUAAACGUGCACGUGAAGACGCUCGCUGCAGACAUCAGGUGUACGUAGCAGCUGCCCUGAUGGAGUACUACUGCACCAAAGACAAGAACAUUGCAUUCCGUAUUUUCGAGCUGGGAUUGAAGAAAUUCGCCGACAAUCCCGAGUACAUUCUCUGUUAUAUUGAUUACUUGUCACACUUGAAUGAGGAUAAUAACACGAGAGUGUUGUUUGAACGAGUUCUGUCAUCAGGGAGUUUGGAGCCUGAGAAAUCAGUGGACAUUUGGAAUAGAUUUUUGGAAUUCGAAUCUAACAUUGGGGAUUUGGCAAGUAUAGUAAAAGUGGAAAAACGAAGAAGUGCAGUUCUAGAAAAGAUUAAAGAGUUCGAGGGGAAAGAGACAGCUCAACUAGUCGACAGAUACAAAUUUCUGGACUUGUAUCCCUGUUCAGCAGUGGAAUUGAAGUCGAUAGGUUAUAUCGAUGUUUCCAAUAUUGGAAGGAACAAUCCAGGUGUAUCACCACGUAAUCAAGACACAGAGGAGGUGAUAGCAGCAUUACCAAGGCCUGAUCUGUCUCAGAUGAUACCGUUCAAGCCGAAAGUCAAUCCACUGCCAGGAGAGCAUCCUGUGCCAGGGGGGUCGUUUCCAUUACCACCUGCUGCAGCACAACUGUGCACUAUGUUGCCACCUCCAGGGUGCUUCAGAGGACCUUUUGUUGCCGUUGAUUUACUCAUGGAUGUGUUCAGUAGGAUACAAUUGCCAGAUCAUGCUCCUCUACCUGUUGCUGACAACGGCUGCGACACGAAGCUCUUCGAUCUCGCUAAAUCCGUUCACUGGAUAGUAGACGAGAGUAAUGAUGGCUCACCGAUUGGCUCGAAACGACGAAGAACUCGUCUCGGCGGUGAGGACAGUGAGGACGAGGAUCUUCCACCCCCACCUGUCAACGAUAUCUACAGACAGAGGCAGCAGAAGCGUGUGAAAUAAUUCCAUCGACAUUCGUUCCACUUGAUCAUCACUAAUUGAUUCGAUGAUUCCAUCUGGCCGUUGACAUGUGUUGCAAUCAUCCAGUGAGAAGAAUGUCGAUAAUGAAGAGACAAUGAAGACAAUUUCAAAGUCUCACAUUUGAGGAAAAUGAUCACACGUCGGUGCAGAAGUUUGAUAUCUGGAGGGAGUCAUUCCCCAGAAGUGUAUGUUAAUUACACUGAUGACUGAGUACUAUGCACUCAAAGCAUUUACCGAGUAUAACUACAAUUUAAAUAAUUUUUUUAACUGAAAGAGUAGAAUUAAAAGUGGAAAAGUGUCAAGGUGAAAAACAUUCCUUGACACUUCAUCGAGCUAUAAUUUGUCAUUAAAAUUAUUGAUUAUUAGACGUUAUAUUAUUGAUUAUUAGAUGUUAUUCAUCGUAACGUCUGAAAUUCGCUCUGACCACUUCCUUAAUGAAUGUAAACCCCUAGACCUCGUGGAAGUAAUGAAUUAUUCUAAUUUCUUCAUGAACUUAUCAUAAAUUCAAUGUAAAUAUUUCUACUCCCGAAAUCAUCAGACCAAUUCUGUUGUAUAUAUUCCUAGAGUUUUUCAAUAAGCUUGUACUAUCCAUUGAAUUCCAUACUCCCGUUUAAUUGAAUAAAAAGACUUUGCAGGAA
This is a messenger RNA of Diachasma alloeum, 3367 nucleotides long. RefSeq names its product protein suppressor of forked (gene su(f)). The record is from RefSeq and is a predicted model, not a curated record. Lineage: Eukaryota; Metazoa; Arthropoda; Insecta; Hymenoptera; Braconidae. The coding region runs from base 570 to 2711 and encodes 713 amino acids. Gene Ontology annotation, molecular function: protein binding; mRNA binding. Gene Ontology annotation, cellular component: nucleus. Gene Ontology annotation, biological process: mRNA 3'-end processing. The transcript is spliced from 12 exons.